Messenger RNA from Drosophila yakuba, 1064 nucleotides. It is a transcript of the gene Arpc3A, whose product is annotated as actin-related protein 2/3 complex subunit 3. Gene Ontology annotation, cellular component: Arp2/3 protein complex; cytoskeleton. Gene Ontology annotation, biological process: Arp2/3 complex-mediated actin nucleation; regulation of actin filament polymerization. The transcript has 3 exons. The coding region runs from base 145 to 678 and encodes 177 amino acids. Gene Ontology annotation, molecular function: actin filament binding. NCBI's taxonomy places the organism in Eukaryota, Metazoa, Arthropoda, Insecta, Diptera, Drosophilidae. The record is from RefSeq and is a predicted model, not a curated record.
UAGGUCGAUCUAUCGAACGGGUCGAUAAGCCAGGGCUGACAAAUCUGUAAACAGUGGACGCCUACAAUUGUUUUUAUUUAACAACGAAAAAUUAAAUAAGAGUUGGAAACGUUAAUUUAAAUCUUUUAUAUUAUCCAAUUCAACAUGCCGGCCUACCACUCGCAGAUCAAGGAGGUGCGCCAGCAGGUGGGCAACAUGGCCAUCCUGCCGCUGAGGACCCAGGUGCGCGGACCAGCGCCCAGUGCGAAUAUUGAGAGCGACAUCAUCGAUGAGUCACUUUACUUCUUCAAAGCCAAUGUGUUCUUUCGCACGUACGAAAUCAAGUCCGACGUGGACCGCGUGCUCAUCUAUGUGACGCUCUACAUAACAGAGUGCCUCAAGAAGCUUAAUCGUUCCACGAGCAAGGCCCAAGGACAGCAGGAUAUGUACAGCCUGGCCAUCUCCAAGUUCGACAUUCCCGGCGAUGCAGGCUUUCCAUUGAACGCCGUUUAUGCGAAGCCGCAAACGGCCCAGGAUGCCGAUCUAAUGCGCCAGUACCUUCUGCAGCUGCGCCACGAAACCGGCAACCGGGUACUGGAGAAGGUCUUCAACACCGAGGAUGGCAAGCCCAACAAGUGGUGGACCUGCUUCGCCAAAAAGAAGUUCAUGGAGAAGAGUCUGGCUGGACCCGGACAAUAAUCAGCUCGCCACAAUAUCAAGAUCUUGUUUUGCUUCCACGACCGGUGAACAUACUUUAAAAUAGGAUUCACUGCAGCAGCGUGGUCCAAUUUUUAGUGUCACUGCCAGAAUAUUACUAUUAAUUAAUUUCUUUAACCACUAUAAAAUAAAUUAUUUACAUUUGUAGACCUUUCUGUUUUAAAUAAUUUGUGUAAAUUGUUUUUACAAAUCCCAAGUUAGACUGGAAAAAAACUAUAAGCAGCUUUCAAAACAACUGGCCAGCAUGAGGAAAUUAUAAUCUAAAUUUGUGUAAUCAAGAUCGGUAUAGUGAAAUGUUAACUAAGUUUUAUUUAUUGUAUUCGCUUUCUAUUAGCCUGUUUAUUAAAUAAACUUUGAAAUCAGUUGAA